GUGCUCCCUUUUCCCUCAGACUCUUGGCAGCUAGGCGUCUUGGGUCUCACGCCCCGCAGAACUGCACGCGUGUCUCUAGCACCGCUUCGCCGCCUCCGCGCGCUCCCCCAGUGCGGCCACCGCGUCCCCCACCACCGCUCGCCUCUUCUCAGCUGGUCUCGGGGUCGCGCCCCUAGCUCCGCCCCCUCCGCGGACCCGCGCAUUCCUGGCGCGGCCUCUCCCCCACGCAGGCCACUGGUGCUCUGCCGCCUCCCCCCUUUCCCCGCUCUCCUAGCGCUCUCCGGGCGCCUCGCUCUCGCGCUCUCCGAGGCGAGCGCGCUCCCGGCCCGCGCGCUCCGGGCUCUGGCUUCUCCCGGCUCCUGUCAGUGCGGUGACUGCGCUGGGAAACAUGGCGACCGAGGGAAUGAUCCUCACUAACCACGAUCAUCAAAUCCGUGUCGGAGUCCUCACAGUGAGUGAUAGUUGCUUCAGGAAUCUUGCAGAAGACCGCAGUGGGAUAAAUCUCAAAGAUCUUGUACAAGAUCCUUCUUUGUUGGGUGGGACUAUAUCAGCAUACAAGAUAGUACCAGAUGAAAUAGAAGAAAUCAAGGAAACUCUGAUAGAUUGGUGUGAUGAAAAGGAACUUAAUUUGAUAUUAACAACUGGAGGAACAGGGUUUGCACCACGAGAUGUCACUCCAGAGAAAUUCCCAACAUUCCCAUUUUGUGGGCUCCAGAAAGGGGCCACAAAAGAAGUAAUAGAACGGGAAGCGCCAGGGAUGGCCCUGGCAAUGCUGAUGGGAUCACUUAAUGUUACACCUCUGGGCAUGCUCUCUAGGCCUGUAUGUGGAAUCAGAGGGAAAACUCUCAUAAUUAACCUACCAGGUAGCAAGAAAGGAUCUCAGGAAUGCUUUCAGUUCAUACUGCCAGCUCUACCUCAUGCCAUUGACCUUUUACGUGAUGCCAUUGUAAAAGUAAAGGAGGUGCACGAUGAACUUGAAGAUUUGCCUUCUCCACCACCUCCUCUUUCCCCUCCUCCUACAACCAGCCCCCAUAAACAGACAGAAGACAAAGGGGUACAAUGUGAAGAAGAGGAAGAAGAGAAGAAAGACAGUGGUGUUGCUUCGACAGAAGAUAGUUCUUCAUCACAUAUAACUGCAGCAGCCAUUGCUGCCAAGAAGCAUCCAUUCUACACCAGUCCUGCUGUUAUCAUGGCACAUGGUGAGCAGCCCAUCCCUGGUCUCAUCAAUUAUCCCCAUCAUGCAACAGGCAGUACAGAUGAACGGAUUCCAGACUCCAUCAUUUCUCGUGGUGUUCAGGUGCUCCCACGAGACACAGCGUCCCUCAGCACUACUCCUUCAGAAUCGCCUCGUGCUCAAGCUACGUCUCGCCUCUCUACAGCUUCCUGCCCAACACCAAAACAAAUUAGACGGCCGGAUGAAAGCAAAGGAGUUGCUAGUAGAGUUGGAUCCCUCAAACUCCAUCGAAAGCUGGAGGAGCUCAGAGAUCACCUAGAAGGCAAUGUGAAAGGAUACUCUCUCAGAGUAAAUGCUCGACUUCCCUCGUGCUCAUCUACCUAUAGUGUAUCCGAGGUCCAGUCCAGGUGCAGCAGCAAAGAGAACAUUCUCAGAGCCAUACUGGGGAUUGAACCCAGGGCCUUGCACAUUCUAGGUCACAGUGCAGUUGAUAUUACCAAGGUGGCUAGAAGACACCGCAUGUCUCCUUUUCCUCUGACAUCUAUGGACAAAGCCUUUAUCACGGUCCUGGAGAUGACUCCGGUGCUUGGAACAGAAAUCAUCAAUUAUCGAGAUGGAAUGGGACGAGUCCUUGCUCAAGAUGUAUAUGCAAAAGACAACCUACCCCCCUUCCCAGCAUCAGUAAAAGAUGGCUAUGCUGUCCGAGCUGCUGAUGGCCCAGGAGAUCGGUUCAUUAUUGGGGAAUCCCAAGCUGGUGAACAGCCAACUCAGACAGUAAUGCCAGGACAAGUUAUGCGAGUUACAACAGGUGCUCCAAUCCCCUGCGGUGCUGAUGCAGUAGUGCAAGUUGAAGAUACUGAACUUAUCAGGGAAUCAGAUGAUGGCACUGAAGAACUUGAAGUGCGAAUUCUGGUGCAGGCUCGACCAGGCCAAGAUAUCAGACCCAUCGGCCAUGACAUUAAAAGAGGGGAAUGCGUUUUGGCCAAAGGAACCCACAUGGGCCCUUCAGAGAUUGGUCUUCUGGCAACUGUAGGUGUCACGGAGGUUGAAGUUAAUAAAUUUCCAGUGGUUGCAGUCAUGUCAACAGGGAACGAGCUGCUAAAUCCUGAAGAUGACCUCUUACCAGGAAAGAUUCGAGACAGCAAUCGUUCAACCCUCCUAGCAACAAUUCAGGAACAUGGUUACCCCACAAUCAACUUGGGAAUUGUGGGAGACAACCCAGAUGACUUACUCAAUGCCUUGAAUGAGGGUAUCAGUCGUGCUGAUGUCAUCAUCACAUCAGGGGGUGUAUCCAUGGGGGAAAAGGACUAUCUCAAGCAGGUGCUGGACAUUGAUCUUCAUGCUCAGAUCCAUUUUGGCAGGGUUUUUAUGAAACCAGGCCUGCCAACUACAUUUGCAACUUUGGAUAUUGAUGGAGUAAGAAAAAUUAUUUUUGCACUACCAGGGAAUCCUGUAUCAGCCGUGGUCACCUGUAAUCUCUUUGUUGUGCCUGCACUGAGAAAGAUGCAAGGCAUCUUGGAUCCUCGGCCAACCAUCAUCAAAGCCAGGUUAUCAUGUGAUGUAAAACUGGAUCCUCGCCCAGAAUAUCAUCGUUGUAUAUUGACUUGGCAUCACCAAGAACCACUGCCUUGGGCACAGAGUACAGGUAAUCAGAUGAGCAGCCGUCUGAUGAGCAUGCGCAGUGCCAAUGGAUUGUUGAUGCUACCUCCAAAGACAGAGCAGUACGUGGAGCUCCACAAGGGCGAGGUGGUGGAUGUCAUGGUCAUUGGACGGCUAUGAUGGUCACCAUCAGGAGAAAGCUUUGAUGCAUGUCCACAUAUCAUUGACUGUAUCCUGUAAUAUGCAAUGGCACAGCUAGUUUUUCUGAUUUGGAUAAAAGUUGAUCUGUAUAGUCAACAUCUUGAACUAUAUUUCAAAUGAAUUUAAAUACCUUUUAAAGAAAAAAAACACCUAAGAAUAAAUCUUAACAGACAAUUCUAUUCUGAUAAUAUCAAAGCAAAUUUUUCCUUUCUUGCAAAUCGCUUUGUGUGUUCAAUGCUAGGUCUGAUAGCGAUAGCUUUUAGUAGACAGCAGUAGGUGCCUGCAGAACUUGUGUUUUUCUCAUCUUUAAAAUACAACUACUUAUGCUCUUAAAUCAAGGCUGUCUGCUUAUUUAUACUAGCGUAGACAACACUUGGAUUUCCCUUCUUAGUAUGCUUCAUAACUGCUUUACAGAGAGCUUUUGCUUGUUCUUUAUCAUGUAUCUCGUGUUUAUGUGCACUGUGCCAAAAGAAGAGUGACUGGGUGGAGGCCUUGCCCUGCCUCAAGAACCAUCCUCUGCAGAGCAUCGGGGAAGAUUCUUACCCUAGUAGCCUCCUGGCACAGUACUCUUGGGCAGUAACUGGAUACCUUUUAUUUGAACAAACAAACUGGGGGAAAAAUGCUUCCUUAAGUGCUGACAGCCUUUUUAACCAAUACAUUUAAAAUUGUACAGAACAAAAAAAAAAAAUCAAAGACUGAUCUUGUACAGAUAUUAGUGUUACCAGCAUUCACGUGGAAAUCAAGAGCAAAGACAAAAUAAUGUUAAACAA
Molecule: messenger RNA, 3744 nt
Organism: Sciurus carolinensis (gray squirrel)
Lineage: Eukaryota; Metazoa; Chordata; Mammalia; Rodentia; Sciuridae
Gene: Gphn
Product: gephyrin
Exons: 28
Coding region: 389-2953 (854 amino acids)
Biological process (GO): gamma-aminobutyric acid receptor clustering; Mo-molybdopterin cofactor biosynthetic process; glycine receptor clustering
Cellular component (GO): postsynaptic specialization; cytoplasm; postsynaptic membrane
Molecular function (GO): molybdopterin molybdotransferase activity
Source: RefSeq, a predicted model, not a curated record